Molecule: messenger RNA, 709 nt
Organism: Planococcus citri (citrus mealybug)
Lineage: Eukaryota; Metazoa; Arthropoda; Insecta; Hemiptera; Pseudococcidae
Gene: Mpp6
Product: M-phase phosphoprotein 6
Exons: 3
Coding region: 56-580 (174 amino acids)
Biological process (GO): maturation of 5.8S rRNA
Source: RefSeq, a predicted model, not a curated record
UGAUAAGAAUUUUUUCAGAUUCUGAAAUUUUUUUGGAAAUUUGUCAUAAUUUCUUAUGUUUUAUACACGUUUUUUGAGUGAAAUCAUUAUUAAAGUGUUCAGUUUUUCAUACCGUGUAAACUUUCAACUUCCCAACAUGGCGUUUUCUGAUAAAAAGAAACUCUCCAAGAAUCUUCUGGAGAUGAAAUUCAUGAGAACCAGCCGAGACCGAAUCGUCCAAGAAACAGAAGAUGAAGAAAGUCGAGUAUUAUUUGGUAACAUCUCAGACGAACUAAAAUCAUCAUCCUCGAAGUACAUCUUGCAACCAAGCUGGGCAAUCUGCGAAGGUUUGAAAUGUGGUCGACGAUCAUUCCGAGGCAUGAAUCCGGUAAUCGAACGUAUAAUGGCUCUGGACGAAGACGAUAAAACAGGAGUCAAACGACAAAUCAAAGAAGAAGACGUCGACGUAACGGCCGAAGAAAUGGCUAAAUUCCGCCAAGAAGAAUCCACGUUGGUUGAAACAGUAGCUAAGAAAUUCCGACCUAAAAAUGACGAACCACCAGCUAAAAAAAUGAAAUUCCUAAAACCGAAAGAUGAAUGAAUAUUUCUUUCGUUCGAUAUCCCAAUUCUUUCAUAUUGAAAGUGUUACCUUCCUUACCUUUGAUAAUUAUGUUUUUCUUAUGACGUUCUGGUUCUAUCGUUCGUAAUAAAUAUGUAUAUAUUUUUUCAA